AAGGAGGUGCUCGGCGAAAGCUUUGCUGCAGCCAGGCCCUGGCUUGGCUUCUCAAGCUGCUCUUACCUCUGACCGCUCUCUCUCUCCGCCAAUUUCCUUCUCAUUCUUCAUUUCUCAUAUCGGAUCAACUGAUUCAACGAUCGCUUGCAGCACUCGUGCUGUAACCAGCUCUUCCUCUCCUCCUCCCUUCUUUCUUCCUCCUCUCCUCAAUUCCCCCCCCCCCCCUCCUCCCUUCCCUUUCUCCUUAUUCUUCUCGGUUUUCUUUUCCCUAUUCCUCCCCCCCUCCUCCUCCUCCCUGUGAUCUCCCUCCCUCCUGAUUUGGUGUUUCUUUUCUUCCUCCUCUUCUUCUCUUCUUCCUCUCUACAGGAGGAAUCGGGACCUCCUCCGAUAAUUUCUCUCUCUUCUUUUCUCCUCUUCCUAUCGUUCCCAUCUCUGCCAGUCGUCUGCUGCAAGGAUCUUCUUUCGAAAGUGAAGGGGAGUGUGGUGAAGAGCUUCCCGUGGCUUCGUUGAUUCUCCAUGCACGGCCGACCUUGCUUGCUUCCUGAUCACACACAAGUGUGAGAGGAGAAGCGGAUCCGUGGAUCCGUCGUCAAUUAGAACCAAACGGAGGCAUCAAUUACGUUAUAUAUGUCCCAUUAUCAAAACAAGGGAGACCGGAGUGAGGGACAGCUGAAAAAGACUGGGCGAUCCAGUGGUCCUGGGCAUCAGAGAUCCGGAGUUCCACCUUCAGCUGUAAAGGGUGGAGGCGCAGGAGGGCCCAGCCCUUCAGGUAGCGCCCCCCCUGCCCCUGCGGCCUCUCUAGGUGGUGUACAGCCCCCUGCCGGUGCACCUCCUGCGCGCCCUACAACACCUGCUUCUUCCACCAAUCGUGGUGGAAAGCGGGCUAAUGGACCGGCAGGAGCUAGCCGCAGCACUGCGAGCGCAGCCCCAGUGGACUACGGGGGAAGUUACAAAGGGCCCCAAUAUGCAGGGCCACCAUUUCCAAAUCAACAGCCUCAGCCGCCGCAACAAGCGGUGGUUCGGCAAGGUUUGGGCCCCACAGACGUUAAUCAACACCCGGCAACGAAUGCUGGACAACAAUCCGAGAUUAGACAAAUAACUCCUCGAGCAUCUCUCCCAGGGACAGGAGGUGCACCGCCUUCUAUUCCCAGACAGCAUGUUGUCGGAUCUAACAUGGCUCCAGGAGCUGCCGCGAGACCACCACCUCCAUCUCUGUCCGCAGCCACUGUUGUGGGAACGGAUCCUGUCUCACCUGUGGCGACUUCUGCAUCUUCCGCCGUCGAUAUGUCACGAGUUACGCUGCAAUCUUCGUUUUCUUUCCAGUUUGGAAGCAUAACUCCAGGUUUCCCUUUAACAGGGUUGCAGGCGAUGCAGAUCCCGGCGAGAACAAGCUCCGCUCCACCCAAUCUGGACGAACAGAAACGUGAUCAGGCGCGUUUCGAACUUAAUCGUGGAAAUGCAGCAAAUAAAGUGCCGACGGUUCCAACCGGGCCCCCGCCAGGGCAGGUCGCCCGUGGUGCCGGUAGUGCCAAUGAACCACCGGCCAGUUUGCAGCAAAGUUUAAGCGCUCAGGGAUCACCUGUCGGAGGCACCUCUGGAGUUCAGUCGCAGCAACAACAAGUCAGCCACCCACCUGGAUUGGCUCAACAACCUGUACAAUAUAGUCAAGGACAAGGGCAUCCUGUUUCCCAUCAGGGGCACCAGAUUUCUCAAGCUGCUUCUCAGCAGCUUCACAUUCAAAUGGCUGCUCAAGUUCAAGUUCAUGCUCAGGCCCAAGCCCAGGCUCAGGCGCAGGCUCAGGCUCAGGCUCAGGCUCAGGCGCAGGCACAAGCUCAAGCCCAGGCCCAGGCCCAAGCUCAGGCUCAUCAGGCCCAACAAGCUCACGCGCAGCAGCAGGUGCUUGCACAGCAGACUUUGCCGCAGCAGUCAUUGCCCCAGCAGGCCAUGGUACAACAGAGUCUCAGUCAAGGAAUGAAAUAUCCUCAACCAAUGAUGGCACCUCCACACGGAGCACAGAUGAUUAGCCAACAAAUGGGCAAUCCUAUGGCUGGUCAACUUUCGGGCCAACAGGUACCUCCUCAAAUGGCCCACCAGCUAGGACCUCAAAUGGGUGGUGCUAUGGGACAGCAGCUUCCUCCAGGUAUAACGGGAGCGCAGUAUGGUCCCCCUGCUUCAUCACAGUUUAUACAACCGCAAAGAAGUCGAGCUGUAAAGAUUGUAGACCCGCAUACACACGAAGAGGUGAGAUUCGAUGGGAAAUCAAAGAAAGGAGACUCUUUCAUGGACUCUGGGCCCCCAACAACGGGAUCUGUUUCUGCUGGUUUGCCUGUCAGAGUGACCAGUAAUGGACCCCCCCAAACCCGAGCUCCAGUAAACUAUGGCAGCGCCCCCCAUCAUACUAUGGUUCCGAACAUGUAUAACUUCCCGAUGCCCAGUGGUUACGCAGGGCCUCCAUAUGGAUUCCAGUCAGUCCCUCCUCCCAAGAGUGCUGUGUCGGCAGCUGGCCCUCCUACAAACACAUCAUCUGUACGAUACUCUUAUGGAGUACCGACACCACCUACGUACCAUCCCGGAGCUGUGCCAAGUUCCGCAGGAACCAAAGUGGUCCCACCGGCUGGGUUGGGAAUUACUGUGACGACUUCAGAGAUGAGCACGGCAACGCCUCCCGCUUCCCUGGUGGCGAGCCCAGUUGGUGGCCCACCGCCACCGCCACCUACAGCAGCAUCUACUGGAACGAGUGCUCCAGUCGUGUCGGCACGUGUGGUUCCGCCUCAAGCUCAACUUGGAGGAAACCCAGCUCCUUCCUCUAAUGGACGUGCAACUGCUUUGGUUUCUGGUCCUGCUGUAGGUAAUGUUCCAGUUCCUGUAACUCCGAUUGCUAUAGGUUCUCUGGGUUUCAAGUUCGGUGACGUCGAUGAGUCUGGUUCGACGAUUGCAGUUCCUGGUGCAGAAUCUUCUCCAGAGAACGUGUCUUCAGCUCCAGUUCAGGUAUCUUCUACCAAUGGAUCAACACCUGCAGGUGAAGACACUAGUAGUACGACUCCAACUGUUCCAGGUUCGGAGGGAUCAUCUUGGAGGAAGGACAGCGGAAGUAGGAAUUCAACUCCUGCUACUACACCUAAACCCACGGUUUCGCUGCCGUCUUCGAAAAGUGGAAGCGUUCCAUCUAGCUCAAACCUAAGUAGUCCUAAAGUUGCCAGUGGGCCAUCUUCAACACCAUCGGUAGAUAAAACAAAGCCCGAGAACCCCAAACCAGCAAUAACCCGAGAAAACUCCCGGAAGAAGAAGGAAAAGGCUCAAAGGAAUCAGCAACAACAGCAGCAGGUGUUGACUUCUACUCCGCCUGUUGUUGACAGUGAUGGAGAAAGGAAGGGAGAUGCUCCUAUUAAUGCCUCAACGACAGCAGGGCAAACUCCUGGAGCAUCAGAGAAGGUUACAGCGGCCUCUCCAAAGGUCGCCUUGCAGCGAUCUUACUCAGGAGUACAGUCGAAUCCUGGAACUGCAGGGAAAACAAGCUCUUCUGGAAAGUCCGAAGACGCGAAGUUAACAUCGAAGUUAGCUGCCGAUUCGGAAAAAAGAGCUAGCGGAAAGCCUUCGGUCUUGGCAACCGCAAAUUCUGAAUCCAAUUCUUCUGUCCAAGUUAUGGUUGUAUCGGAAGGUGAUGACGGUUCACGCAAGCUAACUCCCAAGCAAGGGUCAGGGAAAUCUUUGACAUCUUCCAAGAGUUUGGAAGGAAAGGAUUCUCUGAACGCUGAUGCCUCUACAACUGGGAAGAAUUCAUCAGUCUCCAAAUUGAGCUCCUCUUCCUCGAAGACCCUGUCUGUGACCACUGCUGUCAAGGAAGUACCUUCUGGACACGGUGGAGAAUCUUCACCCAAGAAGGGUCUAGGAGGGAAGGCUUCUCAAAGCAAUGAAGCCAUCAAGGAGGCUGCCACUCUAGAUUCUCUAGGGAGCUCUACAAGUACUCCUGAACUUCCUGCCUCUCAACAAGACGAGGAUACCCCAGUUUGUGCUCCCAGCCAAGUCGACAGUGAAGUGCCUGUUGAGACUGUGGCCAAGUUGCCAGAGGUUGUCAAUGGAGUGGAAGAUGUGACUGUUGAUGCUCGGAGUCCAUGUACAGAAGGUUUGAAAGACGUGAAGCGUCCUGCCGAUGGCACACAGGGUGAUCAAACUGUCUCCAUCGACAAAGAAGCUGGGAAGAAGUCACACGUUAACGGUACUUCAGUUGUUGAAGCGAAGGCAGUAUCGGAAUCAGACGGCCCAGCGGACCUCACAUCUACAUCUGCGAAGGAGAUAAGCACUACAUCUGCAGAUGACUCAGUUGUUGAUGGCACUCCCGAUGAGCCAGUUGCUCCUCUGUCGGAGACAGUUUCCAAAGAAAAGGACCUUCUCACCGAGGCCAAACCAACAGCUGAUGUUGCGGAGACAGAUGCUCCACCAAGUAGUCAUCUGCAUUCAGCAGAGUCGGACAUAGAGAGCGUUCUCGGAAACGAGAACAUAUCUCUUGUCCAGGCAAUUGCAAAAGAGAAGGAAGCUGUUGAACACAUCGCCGAUGUACUUGUAUCGAACCCCACCAACAGUACGCCUGGCCAAGAAAGUACACGCGCCAAAUCAGCCGCGUCGGUGGGAAACUCAGAGAGUUCAGUAAGUGCUGAGCCCAAAAGACCGAAGUACAAGCCCGACAUUACUGUCAACGUAGACAAUCUUGUGGAACCCAGCGACAGUUUUUUGCCUAACCAUCCGUCAGGUGACCAGGGUUCUGUGUCGUCGGUGGAGAAGACACAGGAUGGACACCACAACUCUGACAAUUCUGGAUUUGUUGUUGAAGACUACGUUUCAAGGGAUGGUUCAGAAGUCCAAAAUGCGUCAGUUGCGAGCUCAGCUGAACUAGAGAGUUCCUCUUCAGUGGCUCCAGAAUUGAAGCCCUCUGGGAGCAAGAAAAAGAAGAAGAAAGAAAUCUAUGCCAAAGCUGAUGCCCAAGGUCCUACUGCGGACUUAUUUACUGCUUACAAAGCACCUGAAGAGAAGAAACUGGAUGAUCAGGUCAAGAGGUCUGAAGUUGUAGGCUCCUCUAACGCCGGAGGUGAUUCAAAGAAGGAUUCAUCAUCAACGUUUGAGAAACCCACAGUGCUCAAAGAGCUCGAUGACUGGGAGGACGCAGCUGAGCUCCCGACUCCGAAAAUAACAUCGGGUGUGCCAAGUAUUUCUUCUGAUGCGAAGGUGGCAUCAGUGGACUCUCCAAGUCCUGGUAAUUUUGGGAUCAAAAAGUAUACCCGAGACUUUUUGAUUACUCAGCAAAACUUGAACCGGGAUCUGCCUUUAGAAUUUGAGAUUCGAGUUGACCUGUCUGAACUUUUCCUGAACCGCGAUUCUCAUCCUUCUGGGGACACCCUACCUAGCCCUGGACGAUAUGAACGUCAAGCUUCUGGAGCUGGCGCUCGUCUUGAUCGGCGCAACAGCAAUGUUGGUGCCGAAGAAGAUCGAUGGACGCGCCAGCCAGGUUCAGUGCAGUCUCCUGGCCGGGUUCCUCCGGAUGGUUCUAUGGGAAUGGCUGGCCCUCCUGGUGGUUUCAGACCCGGUGGACAGAGCAGAAAUGCAGGGCUCAUGGGCAUGCCGCCUGGUAUGAGACCAGGCGGCAUGGUAUCGCAAGGGGGUAUAAUGCCCAUGGGAUCCGGUGGUCUUCUUCCGAACAACCCUUUGAUUACAGCGCAACAACAACACAUGGUCCAAAUGCAUCCAAAUUCUGGUCCUGGGAGGCCCAUGAAUCCCGGUGGCGCUGGUGGUGGCGUGGAUGCCGAUCGCUGGCAGCGUGCUCCUGUCGCACAGAAGGGACUCAUUCCCUCCCCUCGAACGCCUUUGCCAGCCAUCCACAAGACUGAGAAUCGUUAUCAAGUUGGAAAGGUGUCUGAUGAAGAGCAGGGCAAGCAGAGGUUAAUGAAAGGCAUAUUGAACAAGCUUACGCCUCAGAAUUUUGACAAGCUCUUUGCUCAAGUUAAGGAAGUCCACAUAGACUCUGCGACGACGCUUACAGGUGUUAUUUCGCAGAUUUUUGAUAAGGCCUUAACAGAACCCACUUUCUGUGAGAUGUAUGCCAAAUUCUGCGUCCAACUAGCUGUUGAGCUACCGGAGUUUACUGAGGACGAAGAGAAGAUCACUUUCAAGCGUGUACUCCUCAACAAAUGUCAAGAGGAGUUCGAAAGAGGUGAAAGGGAACAGCAGGAAGCCGAGAAGGUUGAGGAAGAGGGUGAAGUGAAGCUCACUGCCGAGGAGAGAGAAGAGAUGAGGACGAAAGCCAGAAGACGUAUGCUCGGUAACAUUAGAUUUAUCGGUGAGCUUUAUAAAAAGAACAUGCUCACCGAACGUAUUAUGCAUGAAUGCAUCAAGAAGCUUCUGGGUGAGUAUCAAAAUCCUGACGAAGAAGAUGUCGAAGCAUUGUGCAAACUAAUGAGUACUAUUGGUCGGAUUAUCGAUCAUCAAAAGGCAAAAGAGCACAUCGACGCUUACUUCAAAAGAAUGGAGAUGCUUACAGAAAACAAUAAGCUGUCUUCAAGACUGAAGUUCAUGCUUAAAGAUGUCAUCGACCUACGAAGAAAUAUCUGGCAAGAACGGAGGAAGGUCGAGGGCCCUAAGAAGAUUGAUGAACUUCAUAGAGAUGCAGUGCAGGAACGACAAGCUGCUGCUGCUUCUGGUCGAGAUCGUUUACAACAGCGUGGAGGAGGUAUGCCCGCAGGAGGAGGUAGGCGGCCAGGGAAUGAUUUUGCUAUGCGUGGCCCACAACCUCAAAUGUAUUCCCAAGGAAAUCAGAUGGUUGGAAACAUGCCAAUGUCUGGUAUUCGAGGAGCUCAACCUCAACCCAUACGAGGUAGCUUUGGUCAGGACGUCCGCACGGAGGAUCGCCUGUUGAUGGACAGGCCACCUGUGCCCAUGCCACUGUCUCAGAGGCCUUCAGAUGAAGGUAUUAAACUGGGACCGCAAGGAGGUUUAGGGAGAGGGAUGGGGUCUAGGGGAGCUCCCCUUGUUUCUGGAAGAAGUGCGUUGGCAGAUGUGCCUCAGAUGCCUUUUGGAGAAAAUAGGCGGCCUGGCAUGGGACAUAUGUCAGGUUUUGGUACAGGGAUGAUUUCUGAACGAGGUCUUUAUGGGGGACGAGACGACAGUAUGUUAAUGAGAGGGCCCGGUUUUGACAGACCUCUCGCUGGUGCUGAUAGGCCUUUAUUAGAUUCGCCACUCGGACAAGAGAGACUGGCGCCAACAUCAGGAAGAGAUAUGAGGGCUUCGGAUCGACCUCUUGAGAGACCUAGAACACCGUAUGGUGCCACUAGUUCAAUGAGACCAAUGACACCUCCUACACCCGUCCGUCACGCACCUGCAGCUACUCUUGCGUUGAGUGAAGACGAAUUGAAAAAGAAAAGUCUAUCGACCAUUGCUGAAUACUACAGCGUGCGAGAUCUCAAAGAAGCUGCAGUUUGUGUAGAUGAAUUGAAAACCCCCAAGUUUCAUCCAACAAUGAUUUCGAUGUGGUUAUCUGAUGCUCUGGAGAAGAAAGAUGUAGAGCGGGAGCUCGUGAUGAAACUGAUCAUACACCUCCGCAACACGGAUCCUGCUCUGCUCACUUCGGAGCACAUACUUAGAGGAUUCGAACAAGUUUUGUCCUCUCUAGAGGAUCUUGCGGUGGACGUGCCGAAAGCACCGGAAUAUGUUGCAGGAAUGUUUUCAAAGCUCAUUGUUGCUGGCAUCUUUUCUCUCCCUCAAGUGGGCAAAUUGUUGAAGGAUUGCAUGUCGGAGGCGGGUGGGGGAAGUCUUCUGCAAUCUGGCCAUGCGUUCUCGAUGUUCGGGAGUGUAUUAGAUACGUUUAGAAGGGAAAAGGGAGAGGAAGAUAUGAUUGCUAUGUACAGAAAUUCUGGACUUCAUCUCGAGGACUUCCUCUCCUCCGAACACAAAAGAGGAGGAGGCUAUUUUGAAUCUUUUCUCGAGAAGAAGAACCUGCAAUGUCUUUAUCCUAUGAUACCCGUGGAGAAUUAUUUGAGGGACGCUAUGGAUAAAGACGAACCAGUUGCAGACAUUUUGAAAUGGUUGGAGAAGAAUGUUCCACAAUCGACGAGGACCGAAGCUUCAUUUUUGCGUUUGAUCAUGAGGCAGGUCUUGAGACGUUCUGUACCGGUUGAAAACAAUAAAAUAGCACCCCAGUUUGAGAUAACCUUAGAAGGCAAAGUAAAGAAGUACGCCAGUCUUUUGAAGGGAUUUGCCACCGGAAAGGCAAAAACGGCUGAAGCUAACCAAAGGCAAUAUAUUGUUGCAGUGCAGCUUUUUGCAGACGACCUAGGCCAUCCACCGGGACUGGUCACUGCACUGUUUUCUGAUCUUUACAGAGAAGAAGUAAUUUCCGAACGGGCCUUCCUACAGUGGCAAGAUGAUGUUAAUGAUUCUACCCCAGGAAGGGCUAAGGCCAUUAAGGACACCUUCAAAUGGUUUCGCUGGCUAGAGGAGGCUCCAGAGGACGGUGGAGACGAGGAAGACUGAGCUGUCAUUUUUUUUACUUCAGACAUCAGAGCUUAUAGGAAGGUAUCCUGGAAAAUGUGGGAGCGGAUAUGUGUACAGCAAUCAAAGAGACAAAUAUGUUGUCCCCUUUUGCCCACUCCGUGUGAACACUGUAGGUCAUUUGUGGUAGGGGAGUUCCCCGGUGUAAAAUGCGAAUUUUUGUUCUCUUCUGAUUCUCCGUCCAGAUACUUUCUCUCGGAUUCCUCAUUUUAACGCCAUGUAGAAGUUAGGGGCUCCGUUUGAGAACAAAAUGUAUGACCAAGGAAAACGUGACAAAUGGAUAAGAAAACAGAUCAGUAUAUGGCAAGUUUACAGUUCAUUCAGAAAAUUGAUAUUCAACUGUCUGUGGAUCCAUUCCUUGGCAGUGAGGUCGGUAACAUAUAUUAUUGCACUUUGACGAUAUAUCUAGCAUGUCAAUGAUAACAAAAUACCAAAAUCGAAAUUCUUCUUUCACAGUCUGUUCUGUGCCC
Marchantia polymorpha subsp. ruderalis is the source of this 9005-nucleotide messenger RNA. NCBI's taxonomy places the organism in Eukaryota, Viridiplantae, Streptophyta, Marchantiopsida, Marchantiales, Marchantiaceae. The record is from the annotation of a GenBank genome assembly.